Stylophora pistillata is the source of this 1583-nucleotide messenger RNA. Its product is annotated as 2-acylglycerol O-acyltransferase 3. Lineage: Eukaryota; Metazoa; Cnidaria; Anthozoa; Scleractinia; Pocilloporidae. Gene Ontology annotation, cellular component: endoplasmic reticulum membrane. Gene Ontology annotation, biological process: triglyceride biosynthetic process. The record is from RefSeq and is a predicted model, not a curated record. Gene Ontology annotation, molecular function: diacylglycerol O-acyltransferase activity.
AUGUGAUCAUGCAAAAAGGGGAAGACAUUAUCGAUUUCUUUCUCCGUCGUGAAGCGUAUAUUCGUUCCACUUGCCCGUCUAACGCAGUACACAUGCUCCUUUUGAAAGUGCCAAUGAACCAUCCAUUUGAGACGGCUUGUGGUCAGCGGUGGACCACUUAUGUAAUAACAAGCGACUCCAUGUGAGUUUUCCCUAUGAUUAAAGGACUACCUAGAAACAGGAAUAACUUUCAUUUCAGCCUCUAUGGCUGACUGCUUAUCUCGAUGUCUUCAAGGAGCAAGUGUUAUCGUUUUCUACCUCAUCUUGUUGUCUGGGACGCUUUUCUUCUGUGGCCCAUUAUUCUUUUACGUACUUUAUCGAUGCUUCCACUUUAGUUGGCCACUCGGCUUCGCGUACUUAGCCUGGUGGUUUUUAGUUGAUCUGAAGACCCCUAACCGUGGAGGAAGAAGAGCAGAAUUUGUGAGAAAUAACGUUUUCUUUAGGUACAUGCGAGAUUAUUUCCCAGUCACGUUGCUUAAGACCUCAGAUUUAGACUCUUCCAAGAACUACAUAUUUGGUUACCAUCCUCACGGUAUGUUUCCUGAUGGCCUAGCCGUGACCUUUGGAUCAGAAGCUUUGCAGUUCAGUAAAAGUUUUCCAGGAAUUGUUCCUUACAUUGGUGCACACUCCUUUAUGGGUAGCUCCCCAAUUUUUCGUGAAAUUGCCAUGGCUCUUGGUGUCAUAAAUGUCCAUCAUGACAGCUGCAAGUUUGUGUUGACUCAGAGAGGACCUGGACAUUCUGUUGCCAUAGCGAUUGGUGGCACAUGUGACAUACUUAACAUGAACCGUGACUCUUAUGUCAUAACACUGGAAAGGCGUAAGGGUUUUGUGAAGCUCGCCUUAGAGACUGGGGCUCAUUUAGUCCCAGUUUUUGCUUUUGGACAGAACAAUGUGAUCAGUCAUCAGCUUAAGCUGAAUGGCCUCCAGACUACCUAUCAGAUUGGUCGCAGCAAAUGGGAGAAGUGGAUAAAAGUUUUCUUGAAGAGUUGUUCAGUCCUGCCAUAUGCACGUUAUUGUGUAAUGCCAUAUUCUACACCGAUAACUGUCGUUGGUAAGCUGUUCUCCUUUUCAGAAACUGAUAAAGUUGGAUCACCCAUUCCUGUGGAAAAAGUGGAAAAUCCAAGGGAGAAACAAAUAAAUAAAUUGCAUUCUGAGUAUGCACAGAAGCUGAAGGAGUUAUUUUAUGAAUAUAGGGAUGUCUGUGGAGUGCCACAGGAUACCGAGCUCGUGAUUCAAUAGCACCAGAGCUUCAGAACUUUGGCAAAUGCAUUGUCAUUGCCCAACCAGCAGCCUCACUAGUGCACCUUUUUUAGAGAAACUAAAAUCUAAACUUCGUUCUUGUGAAACUUACAUGGUGAGGCAAGAAGCAGCACAAUAUGCACAGAAAGCAUUUCAUUAUUGAAAAGGGAGCAAAUAAUUUGAAUCUUUAAUUCAGGGAUUAUGGAACAUCAAGUGUAGAUCUGAAGACAAGCCCUGAACAGCCUGAUUCCAUCUCUUCACAGUUAUGUACAUCACUUCAAAAUAAACAGAAGGUCUUUGUAUUA